CAGCGGGCAUGGUUACCUCGCGCGUCCCGGUGACUGCAAACUCGCGCCUUGGAGCGGACGGACAGCUGCCCUUAUAACUCCUGUAGCGUAAGGCUGCUUGUCAACAUGGCCACUCUAAGCGCGAAGCCAGGCCUGCGCCACACCGUGCCGGAGUGGGAGGCCAGGAAUAAGCAGCUGUCAGAGACUGCCAUCCACCACCGGGAAGUAUCCCACAGCGUGCGGCAGGAAGGCCUGUUUUUCCGCAAUGAGACCAGCACCAAAACCACAUGGGACGAAACUGACAGCAGUCGCAAACUGAGUGACAGGAUCGACGUCCUCAAUCAAUGGAAGACCAAGCUGGAGGCUUGCGCCAAGGAUGUGGAUAAGGAAAUGGAUGUCUUGACUCAGUCCAAAGAGCAGACGGAGCGCGCUCUGGCGGACACGGUGCUGCCGCUGGAGGUCACCAUCGAGUGCUUGGCUCUGUGGGAGGGCCGGCGAGGAGGAGAGCUGGUCAGCGACCCCGUGGAGGCGGAGUUAAAGAAGGAAGUGGAGCUGAUUGACAGCUGCCAGCGCAUGCUGCAGCAACGCAUCGACCAGUCUUUCGAGCAGCUGUGCUUGUUGCAAGAGGCAUGGCACCAGGUGAACGCGGACCUCCAGAACAAGAGGGAUGCGCUGGGUGUGGACGUGUCUUGCCUAUCACUCAACGCCGCCUCCCCACAGAUCUCCCUGAAGCCCAACCCUUUACGGAUCCCAUGCAGUACCAGCACCCCCCAGCAGUGGGAGCAGUUUAGCAUUUACAACAUCAGCAGAGCCAAGGACGACAUGCAGGCCUCUCUGGCUCUGAGGGAGAACAUGAGUAUCACACGUGCACAGGUGCAGAAUGACAUGGAGGCCCAGGAGAUGGUCCUGGAGUUCACCAUCCGCAAACGUGCACAUAACCUGGAACAGGCCAGGGAUGAGCUCAAGUGGCAACUGAAGAUUACCCAAGAUGAGGUCCAGGAGCUCCAGAAGGACAUCCGGGGUCUGGAGAUGGACCUGAAUGCCAAGCAGGGCUUCCUGAAGCUGGCCCACACCCGCCUGGAAAACCGCACCAAGCGGCCAGGCGUCGACCUCUGCUGGGACGAGGUCCAGUAUGGGCUGGUGGAUGAGGUGAAGCAGCUGGAUGCUACUGUGCAGACUCUCACCCAGAGGCUGGCCCAAGCACGUAACUCGCUGCAGGAUCUGCAGGAGCACGAGGCGUGCAUGCAGGAGGACCUGUCCCGUAAGGAGGAGGCGCUGGCACUGCUGCGGCGUUGCCAGGAGGGACGCCAACGCAUCGCCGCCGCCAACGCCCAGCCCGAGCACCCCACCUCCAUCUCCGGAGCCCUGGCGCUGAUCGGCACCACCGCCGGAGCCGUCGUACCGCUCACCAACUCCAGCGGCAGGCACAGCGUGACCAAGGCGUGAAAAAAACAAACGCUCCCACAUUUCACCCCAUUUUUCCGAUCCCAGUCUCCUUUUUUUCCCUCCCUGUAAUUCCUAGUCCUACUCCAGACCCCUGUUGCGCACACGUUUUUCCCUGGCCCAGUCCACUUUGCUCACCUCGCGCACUUCCCAUCCCAAUCCCCUUAUCACUCCCAACUUUGAUUUCCCUAUCCAGUCACAUUUCCCAAUCCAGUUCUGAUCUCCCAUCCUUGACCCAUAACCAUACCUGAUAAAAAAAACCUUGAUCUAAAGCUUA
Molecule: messenger RNA, 1699 nt
Organism: Engraulis encrasicolus (European anchovy)
Lineage: Eukaryota; Metazoa; Chordata; Actinopteri; Clupeiformes; Engraulidae
Gene: tekt2
Product: tektin 2 (testicular)
Exons: 10
Coding region: 106-1425 (439 amino acids)
Biological process (GO): cilium movement involved in cell motility; cilium assembly
Cellular component (GO): nucleus; microtubule cytoskeleton
Source: RefSeq, a predicted model, not a curated record